AUGGUGGACGAUGUGGACCAGCAACAAACUACCAACACAGCAGAGGAGCCUCUGGAUCUCAUUGGGCUCAGCCUGGAUGAAGGCAUUGAUGUGAAAAUGCGAAAUGACCGAGAGCUUCGAGGAGGACUGCAUGCUGAUGAUCAGCAUUUAAGUAUGAUACUGGGAGAUGUGGAAGAAACUGUGACUACUAUAGAAACUGAUGAAGAGACGUAUGACGAGAUAUAUAAAUCAACGAAAGGGAAUAUCCCAAUCCUCUUUGUGCGGGGUGACGGUGUUGUUCAGCCCCUCCGCUGAGAGUUGGCUGAAACCAAGAAUCUGUUCAGCGGGAGGAGAGGGGCCUCCUGAAUGGAGGCUGUGUUCCGAAGAGAAACCUACGUAAACUUUGAUGCUCAGAAGUAACCAAGGAUUGAUUCAUCCU
Echinops telfairi (small Madagascar hedgehog) is the source of this 418-nucleotide messenger RNA. RefSeq names its product U6 snRNA-associated Sm-like protein LSm3. Gene Ontology annotation, biological process: mRNA splicing, via spliceosome; P-body assembly. The coding region runs from base 1 to 294 and encodes 97 amino acids. Lineage: Eukaryota; Metazoa; Chordata; Mammalia; Afrosoricida; Tenrecidae. Gene Ontology annotation, molecular function: RNA binding. Gene Ontology annotation, cellular component: U4/U6 x U5 tri-snRNP complex; P-body; precatalytic spliceosome. The record is from RefSeq and is a predicted model, not a curated record. The transcript has a single exon.